Labrus mixtus (cuckoo wrasse) is the source of this 3923-nucleotide messenger RNA. It is a transcript of the gene ipo9, whose product is annotated as importin 9. The coding region runs from base 57 to 3188 and encodes 1043 amino acids. The transcript has 24 exons. NCBI's taxonomy places the organism in Eukaryota, Metazoa, Chordata, Actinopteri, Labriformes, Labridae. Gene Ontology annotation, biological process: protein import into nucleus. The record is from RefSeq and is a predicted model, not a curated record. Gene Ontology annotation, molecular function: small GTPase binding. Gene Ontology annotation, cellular component: cytosol; nuclear envelope.
UGGCGGUGGCGGUGGAUCGACUCUGUAGCGGGCAGUGUGGUGCAUACAAAUCAGGGAUGAGUGCAGCGGGUAGUGCCCGGUCCGGUUCGGCCGCCGGUCCGGUUCAGCAGGGACUCAAAGAAGCUCUGAUCGAGACUCUCACGGCCAUCCUGUCCCCGGCUCAAGAAGUGCGCACCGCCGCGGAGGAGCAGAUCAAAGUGCUGGAAGUGACAGAGGAGUUUGGUGUCCACCUGGCAGAACUCACAGUUGAUCCCCAGGGGGCGCUCGCAAUCCGUCAGUUAGCAUCAGUCAUCCUGAAGCAGUAUGUGGAGACUCACUGGUGUUCCCAGUCAGAGAAAUUCAGGCCUCCGGAAACGACAGAUCAGGCUAAAGCUGCCAUCAGAGAGCUGCUGCCUAGCGGUCUGCGGGAGGCAAUCAGCAAAGUCCGCUCCAGCGUUGCGUAUGCCGUGUCGGCCAUCGCGCACUGGGACUGGCCUGAAGCCUGGCCGCAGCUGUUCACACUCCUGAUGGAGAUGCUGGUCAGCGGAGAUGUUAAUGCUGUGCACGGGGCCAUGAGGGUCCUCACAGAGUUUACUCGGGAGGUGACAGACACACAGAUGCCGCUGGUGGCUCCUGUCAUCCUUCCUGAAAUGUACAAAAUCUUCACCAUGGCUGAGGUGUACAGUAUUCGUACCCGAUCCAGGGCUGUGGAAAUCUUCACCACCUGCGCAAACCUCAUCUGUGCUAUUGAAGAGCUCGAGAAGGGAGCAGCCAAAGCAUUGAUCUUCCCUGUGGUGCAACAGUUCACAGAGGCGUUUGUGCAGGCUCUUCAGAUGCCUGAUGGACCCUCGUCCGAUAGUGGGCUCAAGAUGGAGGUCCUCAAGGCAGUAACAGCAUUGGUGAAGAACUUCCCAAAACCCAUGGUGUCCUCCAUGCAGCAGAUUUUACCCAUUGUGUGGAAUACACUGACGGAAAGUGCAGCUUUUUAUGUGCGAACAGAAGUGAACUACACAGAGGAAGUGGAUGACCCUGUAGACUCGGAUGGUGAGGUUUUGGGUUUUGAGAAUCUGGUGUUCAGCAUCUUUGAGUUUGUGCACACGCUGCUGGAGAACAACAAGUUCAAGAGCACGGUGAAGAAAGCUCUGCCCGAACUCAUCUACUAUAUCAUCCUGUACAUGCAGAUCACUGAGGACCAGAUCAAAAUAUGGACGGCUAACCCUCAGCAGUUUGUGGAGGAUGAGGAUGAUGACACCUUCUCAUACUCCGUCAGGAUCUCUGCUCAGGACCUUCUACUGGCUGUAGCUGCAGAGUUUCAGAAUGAGAGCGCAGCAGCUCUGGCAGCAGCAGCGACGAGACACCUCCAGGAGGCUGAGCAGGCCAAAAACAGUGGAAAUGAGCACUGGUGGAAGAUCCACGAGGCUUGCAUGCUGGCCCUCGGCUCUGUCAAAACCAUCAUCACUGAGAACGUGAAGAACGGUCGGAUCCAGUUUGACAUGCACGGUUUCCUUGCAAGUGUCAUUCUCGCCGAUCUCAACCUGCCAGCGGCAUCUCCGUUCCUGCUUGGCCGAGCUCUGUGGGCGGCCAGUCGCUUCACGGCAGCCAUGUCUCCUGAGCUUAUCCAGCAGUUCCUCCAGGCCACCGUCAGCGGCCUCCAUGACAGCCAGCCGCCCUCCGUCCGCAUCUCCGCAGUCCGGGCCAUCUGGGGGUAUUGUGAUCAGCUGAAGCUGUCAGAGAGCACCCACGUCCUUCAGCCCUUCCUCCCCAGCAUCCUUGAGGGACUGGUCCAACUGGCCGCCCAGUUCAGCUCCGAGGUGCUAACCCUCGUCAUGGAAACCCUGUGCAUCGUGUGCACCGUCGACCCUGCCUUCACCACCAGCGCUGAGAACAAGAUCUGCCCCCUAACCAUCGCAAUUUUCCUUAAAUAUAACAAUGACCCUGUGGUUGCAUCUCUGGCUCAGGACAUCUUUAAGGAGCUGGCACAGAUCGAAGGCUGCCAGGUCCCCAUGCAGAUGCGUCUCAUCCCCACGCUGGUCAGCAUCAUGCAGGCUCCCCCCGACAAGAUUCCCACUGGACUCUGUGCUACAUCUAUAGACAUCCUGACCACAGUCGUCCGAAACACGAAACCUCCUCUUUCAGAGAUGCUGGUAUGUCAGGCGUUCCCUGUGGUCGCUCAGUGCACCUUACGCACCGACGACAACACCAUCAUGCAGAACGGCGGCGAGUGUCUGCGGGCGUACGUCUCUGUUGCCCUCGAGCAGAUUGCCCAGUGGCGAGACGAGCAGGGUAACAGCGGCGUGUGGUACGUCAUGCAGGUGGUCAACCAGCUCCUGGACCCCAGGACCUCUGAGUUCACGGCCGCCUUCGUGGGCAGGUUGGUGUCCACUCUGAUCUCUCGGGCGGGAACUCAACUCGGGGAACAGCUGGACCAGAUCCUCAGAGCCAUUCUGAGCAAAAUGCAGCAAGCCGAGACCCUGAGUGUUAUGCAGUCCCUGAUCAUGGUGUUUGCCCACCUGGUUCACUCCCAGCUGGAGCCUCUGUUGGAGUUCUUGUGCAGUCUGCCCGGCCCAACGGGGAAACCCGCUCUGGAAUUCGUCAUGACGGAGUGGAUGAGCAGGCAGCACCUCUUCUACGGACAGUACGAGGGUAAAGUCAGCACGGUGGCUCUCUGUAAGCUGCUGCAGCACGGUCUCAACACCGAUGACAAACGUCUCCAGGACAUCGUGGUGAAGGGAGAGGAGAUCUACAGCCCUGAAGACGGCAUCCGCACACGCUCCAAAUCUGCAAAGAACCCAGAGCGGUGGACAAACAUUCCUUUGCUGGUGAAGAUCUAUAAACUGAUCAUCAAUGAGCUGUCGACGGUCAUGGAGGCAAACGCCAGCAGAACCAACGCAGCAGACUGGAGCCAAGAUUCGAGUGGUAUGUGGGAGGACAAUGCCGAGGAUGAGGGGGAGGAUGAAGAGGAGGAGGAUGAAGGGCUCGCCGGGCAGCUGCUUUCUGAUCUCAUCGCCUCCAACAAAUACGACGAUGAUUAUUAUGAAGAUGAUGAUGAAGAUGAUCCUGAUGCCUUGAAAGACCCCAUUUAUCAGAUUGAUCUGCAGGCUUACCUGACAGACUUCCUGACACAGUUCGCCCAGCAGCCGUGUUACAGCAUGUUCUCGGGUCACAUCAACAACGCGGAGAGACAAACGCUGCAGUCUGUAGGACUCUAACGGCGCCAUCUGCUGCUCCCAGAAGGCAGCUCUUCUUCCAUCUACAACGCCCUUCUAUCACCGCAUCACUUCUGUUCUCGUGAUGAGUUUAGCAAACGGCAAAGAAAAGCAUGAAGACUGGCACGGCAGAAGUAAAAGAACGGGGUUUAAAGAGAUGGACUUGCACUUACAAAUCACUCUCCCGUCUCUGUGUAGUUGUGAUGGGAUGGACUUUGCAGUUGUUAAGAGUGAUGGAGACGAAGAGGUGAGAGACUGAAGAAGGUCAGAGGACUCAUCAUUUUAGACCGGACAAGAGUGUUGAGUAAAAAUGUUGGGGCUCCAUGGCAGGACAGGUGAACCAUGAAAUAUGAACAGACUUUGUUUGCCAUGUCCUGUUUGUAACUUAGCCCAUUAUUUUUGUGUUUCUGUAUAAACAGAAAAAAAAAAUCCAACCCCCCCCCCGAAAACACUUCCCAAGAGAUUUUACAUUGAACAAUGAAAGGUCAAGAAAAAAACAAAAACACAUCCUGAUCUUUGAAACGGGAGAAUAUAUGGCGGCCUUAUAUUUCAGGAAAGCAAUGACUGUUUCUGACAGGAAAUGAAAAGCUCUUUGACCAUCAUGUCUUGGGGUAUUGUGGGUAUUUGGGAAUUCACACUCCCCAUGGUGUUUCACAGCAUUUCCUUGUACCUGAUAAAAUUUGGGAUAGAUACAAUUUCUAAAUAAAAAGUCCAGGAAGGACAAUAUUUCCAGAUUAA